AACUAGUUACAUUUUCUAAUAAAAGUUUUCAAGUGUUGAAUAGUGAAAAUGAAGGAUUUGGAUCUUACCCUAGACUAUAUGGAAAAUGCGCGCUUCAACUAUAUUUUUGGGCCAAUCAUCACUCGUCUUGAAUCGCCAUUUACGAACACCGAGCUGCUUUGUCUCUCGAUGAUCUAUCAUAAGUUUGCCCUGGAGAAUGGGCCACGGUCCAAGUUUAUCACGCGAGUGCAACUGGGGAAUAUAUUGGAGCUGUUCUUUCAUGUUUCGGAUCGUGAUAUUAAUGUGAGCAUUGUGCAACGCAUUAGCCAGGAUCCGGAAUGUGUGGAUCCAAAGUUCUCCUCAGAUCGUCAUUGCAGUCUGCCCAGUUUCAUUCGCUUGUUUGCCAUUUAUUUCUCAAAAGAUCUUGAGAAACGCAUGCAUUUUGUAUUCAGCAUUUAUGAUACCACAGAUCGAGGCUACUUGGAUCGCGAGCAAGUUGUUCGAUUUGUGAGCAAGUUUUUCGACGGCGACGACGAGGAUGAAUUACACGAGCUGCGUGGCGAUAUGGUUGAAAUGAUAUUUUCGAAAUUCGAUCUCGAUAAGGAUCUGUUUAUUUCGAUAGAAGAAUAUUCCGAUUGCGUGCGCAAGCAGCCCAUGAUGAUGGAGUUUCUGGGCAAAGUGUUCCCCUCCAAUUCCCAACUGGAAGCUGUUCGCCAUUGUGUGAAUAUUUUAAGCUGAGCCAUUUCGAAAAAGCAGUCAAGUUCUACUUUAUCUACAUAUCUAGCGAAUAUAGAACUCGAAUACUCUUUCGUAUUUGU
Molecule: messenger RNA, 797 nt
Organism: Drosophila albomicans
Lineage: Eukaryota; Metazoa; Arthropoda; Insecta; Diptera; Drosophilidae
Product: calaxin-like
Exons: 4
Coding region: 49-717 (222 amino acids)
Molecular function (GO): calcium ion binding
Source: RefSeq, a predicted model, not a curated record